UAAGUCCAACAAGAGAGAGUAAAAGAGCAUUGAAUGCAUUUUGCAACUUCUUUGGACACACACCACUUGCCUUUCUACUACUUCAGUUCUUCUACUGUUCAUUUCCUGCAUUCUCCAUCUUUUAUUUCUAUAUAUUAUUCCAUGUCUCAUCAUAACUGACCUCAUCUUUUCUUCUGAGUCAUCCUCACUUUUCCUUCUCUUUCAGCCAUGAAUCCAUCUGAAGAAUUUGUGGAACAUGGAAUGUCUCAGCAGAAUUUAAAGAGAACGUCCUGUGCAACCGUGCUCACUCUGGCUUACCAAAGUCUUGGCAUAGUUUAUGGUGACCUCAGUACUUCUCCUCUUUAUGUUUACAAGACCACAUUUUCAGGGAAAUUGAAACUCAAAGAAAAUGAUGAGGAGAUUUUUGGUGUGCUUUCGUUUAUCAUCUGGACAUUUACCAUCACUGCUCUCUUCAAAUAUGUUUUCAUUGUGAUGUCUGCUGAUGACAAUGGGGAAGAAUGCAGAAAUUUACUGUCAUUUCCUACCUUAACAUUGUAUGUUGAACAGUGGUUCACUUGUGCAGGAGGAACUUUUGCAUUAUACUCACUUCUCUGCCGGCAUGCAAGACUAAGCAUUUUACCUAAUCAGCAAGCCACGGAUGAGAAAUUAACUGCUUAUACCACCCAAGAUUCUGAAGACACGUGGCUUUCUUCUCAUUUGAAGUUGUUCAUUGAAAAGCACCCAAGGUUCCAAAAAGGACUGUUGAUCUUCGUUCUGCUAGGAACGUGUAUGACAAUUGGUGAUGGUGUGAUUACACCUGCAAUAUCAGUUUUUUCAGCAGUUUCGGGAGUUCAAGUUAAGAUCAAAGAACUCCAUGACAAUUAUGUUGUCAUAAUCUCAUGUGUCAUUUUGGUGGUCCUUUUCUCCAUUCAACAUCAUGGAACACAUAGAGUUGCUUUCAUGUUUGCCCCAGUAGUAGCUGCAUGGCUUUUGUGUAUAAGUGGUAUUGGUAUCUACAACAUAUUCCACUGGAACCGGCAAAUAUACCGUGCACUUUCUCCAUUCUACAUGUUGAAGUUCCUCAAAACCACUGGUCUUGAAGGUUGGAUGUCAUUAGGUGGAGUUGUCCUUUCAAUCACAGGAGUGGAGGCAAUGUAUGCUGCUUUGGGUCAUUUUUCUGCACUCUCAAUAAAGGUAGCUUUCACAUGUCUAGUGUAUCCCAGCCUGAUUUUUGCAUACAUGGGAGAGGCUGCAUUUCUCUCUAAGCAUCAUCAUGCUAUUCAGGGCAGCUUCUACAAAGCCAUACCAGAAACUGUAUUUUGGCCAGUUUUCGUAGUUGCCACUUUCGCAGCCAUUGUUGGUAGUCAAGCAGUGAUUUCUGCCACCUUUUCCAUUGUAAGCCAGUGUUGCGCAUUGAAUUGUUUUCCUCCGGUUAAGAUUGUUCAUACUUCAAGCAGAAUAUAUGGACAGAUUUAUGUCCCAGAAGUCAAUUGGAUACUGAUGUGUCUUUGUUUAGCUGUCACAAUUGGCCUUAGGGAUAUAGACAUGAUGGGUCAUGCGUAUGGACUGGCUAUAACCACUGUAAUGUUUGUGACAACAUGCUUGAUGACACUAGUAAUGGUCAUUGUUUGGAAGCAGGGAAUAAUAAAAGCCAUUAUGUUUUUGGUACUGUUUGGAUCAAUUGAACUGCUUUACAUAUCAGCUUCUUACUGCAAAAUCCCUGAAGGAGGAUGGAUCCCCCUUGUGCUAUCUUUUGCUUUUAUGAGUAUAAUGUUCACUUGGAACUAUGGAACAAUGAAGAAACAUGAAUUUGAUGUGGAGAACAAGGUUUCAAUGAGCAAGAUACUGUCCUUGGGACCAUGCUUAGGAAUGGUCCGUGUCCCAGGAAUAGGAAUCAUUUUCAGUAAUCUGGCUUCAGGUGUCCCUGCUAUUUUUGGUCACUUCGUCACAAACUUGCCAGCAUUCCAUCAGGUGUUAGUUUUUGUUUGUGUCAAAUCAGUUCAAGUUCCUUGUGUCAAUGACAAUGAACGGUUGGUGAUAAGCAGGAUUGGCCCAAAGGAGUACCGAAUGUUUUGUUGCAUUGUCAGGUAUGGUUACAAGGAUCUGCAACAAGAGAACUACAAUUUUGAGAAUAAAUUGGUAAGUGCAAUAAUCCAAUUUGUAGAUAUAGAGGAAAGUGAUCCUGCACCAACCCCGGAAGAAUUGUGUAUGGAUGGUGGAAACUUAAGUAUGGAACACCUUGCCGUUUCACCAUACACUUUGAAUAAUUCCUGUUACAUAGAGAAAAGUUUCCCAUUUUCAUGUGUUUUACGAGUGAAGAAGAAUGAAAAUGAUCAUCUUCAAGAGUCUCCUUAUAAAGAUGAAUCUAUGCAGAUUUUAAGAGCCAAGGAGUCUGGUGUUACCUAUAUACUUGGUCAUUCCUAUGCAGAGGCAAAGAAAUCAUCCUCUAUUCUAAAGAAAUUUGCCAUAGAUGUUGUUUAUGCUUUUCUAAGCAAAAAUUGCAGAGACCCUGAUGUUUACUUGAACGUAGCACAUACUUCUCUGCUAGAAGUUGGUAUGGUUUACCAUGUCUAACUCUAACAAUUUCACUAAGGUAUUUGCAUAGAAGAACAUAGUCAUUUUGUAAAUGUUGUUGAUUAAGAAAACAUUGACAUUGACUUCUGCAAAGAAGUUAUCAAGAUCAAUCAGUUGUAGAUUUUACACCAUUGAGCUCUAGGUGUUCAUGAUUCUGUAUCUAAGAAACCAAUUUAAAAAUUUGUUUCAUUCAAGGAAAGUAGAAUACACACAGGUACA
This is a messenger RNA of Vigna angularis (adzuki bean), 2772 nucleotides long. Its product is annotated as potassium transporter 1. Gene Ontology annotation, biological process: potassium ion transmembrane transport. The coding region runs from base 208 to 2553 and encodes 781 amino acids. The transcript has 10 exons. The record is from RefSeq and is a predicted model, not a curated record. Gene Ontology annotation, molecular function: potassium ion transmembrane transporter activity. Gene Ontology annotation, cellular component: membrane. Lineage: Eukaryota; Viridiplantae; Streptophyta; Magnoliopsida; Fabales; Fabaceae.